This is a messenger RNA of Striga asiatica, 4510 nucleotides long. The record is from the annotation of a GenBank genome assembly. NCBI's taxonomy places the organism in Eukaryota, Viridiplantae, Streptophyta, Magnoliopsida, Lamiales, Orobanchaceae.
GAUUGCAGUUACAAUACCACCACUUCGAAGAGACUUCACUGACUGUCGCUGGCAUCUGUCGAUGCGAUUUUAAUUAUCACCGGAGAUCAAUGCAAUAAUCUCCGGCACGCGAUUCCCAAGAAUCCAUCGAUCCCAACAAACAAAUCUGCGGCACAGUUAAUGUAGGAAUACUCUCUCCUCUUCUUCAGCUGCAUUACACGCUUCGAUUGCCAUUGCAUUUUGUACUCGCCGAUCUUGACUUCUCCCUUAAUGGACUGAGGACUGCAACAGAUCAGUGAAAAGAUGGCGAGUUUCUUACCUCAGUUUCAGAGUAUCAAGACGACCUUCGAUCACGUUGUACUUGCCGUCGAGGAUGUAAGUGAUCUAUGGCCAACGGUCAAGAAUGAUUUUGAAGAAAGGUUGCCGUUCAAGAGAGCUUUUCUAAAUAACAAGACCCGUAAUCCGGUGCUUGUUGAUGAAUUACCUGCUGAAUAUAUACUGACUACGGAUGCAAGACUACGUAGUCGAUUUCCUCAAGAGCAAUCAUUAUUCUGGUUCAGAGAGCCAUACGCAACUAUUGUUCUUGUUACUUGCGAGGAUCUUGACGAGUUUAAGAACAUUCUCAAACCACGCCUUAAACUAAUAGUUCAAAAUGAUGAACGGGAAUGGUUUAUUGUUUUUGUGUCUAAAGCUCCAGCCCAUAACGAUCAGGCAACCAAGAUGGCAAAAAAAGUUUAUGCCAGACUUGAAGUUGAUUUUAAUUCUAAGAAGAGGGAAAGGUGUUGCAAAUUGGACAUCAAUGGGCCUGAAGCGAGUUUCUGGGAAGACCUGGAGGCAAAAACGAUGGAGUGCAUUAGGAAUACACUUGAUAGACGAAUCCACUUUUAUGAAGAGGAAAUUCGGAAGCUCAGCGAACAGCGAUUUAUGCCAGUUUGGAACUUCUGCAACUUUUUCAUCUUGAAGAUGCAUUUGCGUAAUGAGGAUAGUCGAGGAUUUGCAUACCUUUCUUACUUGCUGAAGUGGAUAGAUUGUGCUCCGACUAUCUUGGUGGUUUACAAAGAGAGGGUAAUGUCGGAGAAUGAUGGGGGAAGAUUGUAUGAUGUAGCCCAAAUAUCUGGUCUUCUGAGAGAGUUACCUGAAAAGUUGAACAACGAAAGUUUGGCGUUUAUGUUCGAGAUUGCUCAUCUCCAUGAAGAUGCUUUACGUGAAUAUGAUGAGCUUGAACUCUGUUAUUUGGAAACAGUCAAUAUGGUUGGAAAAAAGAGGAACUUUGGAGGAGUGGAGCGAGGUGAUGAUCAAGCUAUGCUGUUUGACCCUGGGAGAAAACCAUUGACUCAGAUUGUUCAUGACGACUCAUUUAGGGAGUUUGAGUUCAGGCAGUAUCUAUUUGCCUGUCAAGCAAAGCUACUCUUCAGAUUAAAUCGUCCGUUCGAGGCUGCUUCAAGGGGUUAUUCUUUCAUAGUUACUUUCUCAAAGGCAUUGACUUUACAUGAGAAUACAUUGCCCUUCUGCAUGCGUGAAGUUUGGGUAAUAACAGCUUGCUUGGCAUUGAUCGAAGCAACCGCUUCUCAUUACAAAGAUGGAUUCGCAGCGCCUGAUGUUGAAAAGGAGUUUUAUCGUGUACUUGGGGAGAUAUAUUCUUUGUGUCGAACUAAGUUUAUGCGGCUAGGUUAUUUAAUUGGCUAUGGAUCGCAUAUAGAAAGAAGUCCUGUCAACAGUGCUUCACUCAGCAUGUUGCCAUGGCCUAAGCCUCUAGUUUGGCCAUCACUUCCACCAAAUUCUUCAUCUGAAAUCCUAGAAAAAGAAAAGAUGAAUCUUCAAGAAUCUCCAAGGCCUAGGCACUUCGGCAUCCAGAGGAAGCCUCUGCCCCUUGAGCCAUCCAUUCUAUUGCGUGAGGCUAAUCGUCGUAGAGCUUCUCUCUCAGCUGGAAAUAUGUUUGAAAUGUUUGAUGGUCGUCCUAAUGCUACUGACGGUUCAGGACCAGUAUCCAUGUCAAGAACAUUCUCUUCACCGGGGAAUUUUGAAGGUUCAAUUGAUCGGCCUAUGAGGCUUGCAGAAAUAUAUGUUGCCACGGAGAAUGCUUUACGCAAUACGAUUUCUGAUUCAAAACUAUGGAAUUCGUUAGCCUCUGUUGAGCAAUUUGAGCAAAAAUAUCUGGAUCUGUCAAAGGGUGCUGCAGAUAACUACCAUCGUUCUUGGUGGAAGAGACAUGGAGUUGUCCUGGAUGGUGAAAUUGCAGCAGUGUACCAUAAGCAUGAAAAUUACUAUUCUGCUGCGAAUUUGUAUGAGAAAGUUUGUGCCCUUUAUGCGGGUGAAGGAUGGGAGAACCUACUAGCUGAAGUUCUACCGAAUUUGGCCGAGUGUCAAAAGAUACUCAAUGAUCAGGCCGGCUACCUCUCGUCUUGUGUGAGAUUGUUGUCUGUAGAUAAAGGAUUGUUCUCAACCAAGGAACGUCAGGCAUUUCAGUCAGAAGUCGUCCGUCUUGCUCAUAGUGAGAUGGAGCAUCCAGUGCCUUUAGACGUGUCUUCCUUAAUUACAUUUUCGAGCUUUCAGGGACCUCCACUUGAGCUUUGUGAUGGGGAUCCUGGCACACUAUCUGUUUCUCUAUUGAGUGAAUUUCCAGAUGAUAUAACUCUUGAGUCACUCAGCCUCAUGCUGACAGCUACGAAUAAUACUGAUGAAGGUGCUAAGGCAAUAAAAAGCUCGGAAGCUAUUGUACUAAGGCCUGGGAAAAAUAUUAUCACCCUUUCGCUGCCUCCACAAAAACCAGGGUCCUAUGUCUUGGGGGUUCUCACUGGGCAGAUUGGUCAAUUAAGGUUUAGAUCUCAUAGUUUUUCAAAAAGUGGUCCUGCAGAUUCUGAUGAUUUUAUGAGCUAUGAAAAACCAACAAGGCCAAUUUUGAAGGUUGCUAAUCCAAGGUCUCUGGUUGAUCUUGGUGCUGCUGUUUCAUCUGCUUUGCUGAUGAAUGAAUCUCAGUGGGUUGGAAUUAUUGUUACACCGCUCAACUACUCCCUUAAAGGUGCUGUACUGCAAAUAGACACUGGCCCUGGCUUGAGGAUCGAGGAGAGUCAUUACUUUGAAAUUGAGAAGCACGAACUUCGGUUACAUAACAUAGCCAACUUAGAUAACUCACCAAAGAAUCUGUCUCCAGUGUCUACUGACGUCAGGCAAUUGACUCUUGAAGAUGGCAAGAUCAAGUUGCCUGAUUGGACUAGCAAUACUACUUCAGUUCUCUGGAUUCCACUAAGGGCUGUUAGUGAUGGACUGGCUAAGGGAACACCUGCAGGUGCAGUUGUUCCUCAGAGGCAGAGUGUUGUCGAUGGUAUGAGGACAAUUGCUCUGAAACUUGAUUUUGGAAUUUCUCAUAAUCAGACAUUCGAAAAGACAAUAGCUGUGCAUUUCACAGAUCCUUUCCAUGUUAUGCUGCAGUCACAGGUCAAAGCUUCGCUGGCCAUCUAUGAUGCUUGGCUUGAUCUUCAAGAUGGCUUUGCCCAUGCUGGAAAAGGUGAUGGGAGACCAGCUUCAGGCUUCUUUCCUCUAAUAGUGUCAUCCAAAUCAAAAGCUGGAAUUUUGUUCAGUAUAUGCUUGACAGGCUCACUAGCCAAAGAUGAAGCCAACAAAUUGAAUCCAGUUAGUAUAUUAAAUAUCAAAUACACAAUAUCUGGAAGUAGACAUAUUGGAGCUCACACCCCUUUAUCUGGAGAACCUUCUGGACCUGAUAAUGAUAAGGCUGAGCAUUUGACAUUUAGGACUGAAAUCGUAUUACAGAGACCUGUGCUGGACCCUUGCCUUGCUGUUGGUUUUCUUCCUCUCCCUCCGAAUGGCCUCAGAGUUGGGCAGCUCGUGACUAUGAACUGGCGAGUUGAAAGAUUGAAGGCUUUAGACGAGAAAGUGGAAUCUGAGAACACUGAUGAUGUGUUAUAUGAAGUCAAUGUUAAUCCUGAAAACUGGAUGGUUGCCGGAAGGAAAAGAGGAUAUGUGUCACUCUCCACCCAACAAGGUUCGAGGAUUGUGAUCUCGAUAUUAUGCCUGCCUUUGGUUGCUGGUUAUGUGAGUCCACCUCAGCUAAGUCUGCCAAAUGUUGAAGAGGCAAAUAUAAGUUGCAAUCCACCUGGGCCCCAUUUGGUCUGCGUCUUGCCUUCGGCCCUAAGCUCUUCAUAUUGUGUGCCGGCAUAACGUCUGGUCCGUAUAUGUGUUGUAGAUGUAUUCGUGGGUUAGACUUUUUGAAUAUUUUGACUUUGAUGCUGAUGAUUUUGUUUAGAUCUUAAAAUUUUGUAGGAUUUGUUACAUUACUGUUUUCUAUAUCCAUUUUUCCAAAAGCCUCUGUUUUAUUGCUGAGGAUAGUUUGUGUAUUGUUUCUGGGUUUUGUGUAUAGUAAGUUGAGUAUGGGGCUUUUACAAUUUGAGAUGGACACAUUGGUCAAAGCUGAAAUGAAAAGUAUUGUUUUCUUUAUCUGUUGGGGAUUAUUUUAGGAUUAAAUGUGGGAAAAAGAUUAGUUGUGGAAGUCCUGAAAUUGAUUAUUUUUCUGAUU